Molecule: messenger RNA, 3912 nt
Organism: Ceratina calcarata
Lineage: Eukaryota; Metazoa; Arthropoda; Insecta; Hymenoptera; Apidae
Gene: RanBPM
Product: Ran-binding protein M
Exons: 8
Coding region: 165-1928 (587 amino acids)
Molecular function (GO): protein binding
Source: RefSeq, a predicted model, not a curated record
UAUUUAUAAUGGAGCGAUAGAUGACAGCAUGAUUGGUAGUCGAUUUAUCUGUGUAAGAAUUGUUUCAUGGAUAUACAAGGGUAAAGUUGAGUUGCGCACGGUGUGUGCGCACUUAGGGAAGCACAGUCCACUGGCGAGUAGUAGUGGGGCUGCCCAGGAGAAAGAUGGCCGCCACCAGCGAAGAACCGAGUGUUAUGGAGCCCUCUCAGGCGAACUCCGGGCAAAGCCAGCCCGUCGAUCCGCUAAAGUUACUGUACCCGAUGGUGAACGAGGAGGAAACGCCGUUGCCGCGGUCCUGGAGCCCGAAGGACAAGUACAAUUACAUCGGCCUCUCCCAAAACAAUCUUCGUGUUCACUACAAAGGUUACGGAAAAACUCACAAAGACGCCGCGAGCGUGCGUACGACGCAUAGCAUACCGGCUGCCUGCGGUCUUUAUUACUUCGAGGUGAAGAUCGUGAGCAAGGGCAGAGACGGUUACAUGGGGAUUGGUCUUUCGGCCCACGGCGUGAACGUGAACAGGCUGCCGGGCUGGGACAAACAUUCGUACGGUUAUCACGGCGACGACGGGCACAGUUUCUGUUCCUCCGGUACGGGCCAACCGUACGGGCCCACGUUCACCACCGGCGACGUAAUCGGCUGCGGCGUCAAUCUCGUCGACAACACUGCCUUUUACACGAAGAACGGACACCACCUUGGUAUCGCCUUCACCGAUCUUCCGCCAAAUUUAUAUCCUACGGUGGGUCUCCAAACGCCUGGGGAGGUGGUCGACGCGAACUUCGGUCAAGAACCGUUCGUGUUCGACAUAAACGACAUGUUGAACGAGUUACGAGUAAAAACGAGAUUGCAAAUUAUAAAUUAUCCAACGCCGGAUCAUGGGCAGGGCCAGUGGCAAGCAGUUCUUCAUAAAAUGGUGUCAACGUAUUUGGUCCAUCAUGGUUAUUGUGCCACUGCCGAGGCAUUUGCCAAUAGCACCGGUCAGGGAUUCGAGGAAGAUCUUAACUCCAUCAAAAAUAGACAAAAAAUUCUAAAAUUGGUACUGGCUGGUAGAAUGGGCGAGGCGAUAGAGCUGACCAGUCGGCUAUACCCGGGUCUCCUUGAACGAGAUCCGAAUCUCUUGUUCGCCCUCAAGUGUAGGCAGUUCGUGGAGAUGGUGAACGGCAGCGACUCGGAGAUCACCCAGGUGUCGAACGUGAACCAGACGAGCGUGAUACAGUCGACAAAGUCGUACAAUAAGCCGGCUGCGAACGGGAACGUGGAAGAGAUGAACCUGAACAACACCAUGAACGGUUCCACCGAGCAGCAGAUGAUCAACGGGCAAAUCGAGAACGACGUGGACAUGGAGGAGAACAUGGUGAACGGCACCGUGAAGGGGAAUACCGAGAACGGUUAUCAAAACGGCGACCUCAACACGAACGGGUACAAAUGUCAGAACGGCGAAGACGUCGACAUGGAAACGAAUAGUGUAAAUCAAACUCAGCAGCAACAGCAGCAGCCACAGCAAAACGGUAGCUGCACCAUCGAGAACGGCACAUCGAAUAAUAAGAACAGCAGGAAACAAAUGUGCGGCGGCGACAAACAAGCGAUUGAGAAGAUGUUGGAGUUCGGCAGGCAGUUGUACUCACAGUCGAUACACUUGCGGCAGCAACACGGGAAGAACGAGAGCAACAAGAAGAUGCUGCAGGACGCGUUCAGUCUCCUCGCGUACGCGAAUCCGUGGAACUCGCCCGUCGGCUGGCAGCUCGAUCCGCAGCAGAGAGAAACCGUUUGCGCGAGACUCAAUUCUGCCAUACUCGAGUCGAGUAACUUGCCACGACGACCGCCGUUAGAAGUUGCCGCGUCCCACGCGAGGGAAUUGGUACGGCUAAUGUCUCACGCUGGUCUCGGGGCAUGCGGCUUCGCGGUCGUAGACAAUAUCAUCCAAUAUUGACGGUGCCUACCUCUGCUACCACGUCUGCUUCUUCUGCCGGCUCGAGUUCGGAUGUGGAUACGGAACGUGGAGCAGAUAAUACUAUUGCAGCAACAACUCCGCGACAUCGCGUGCCUCUUCAGCUAGAGUCCGACUCGUUAAGAGAGUCGACCCUCUGGCCCGAUCUCACACAUCUACACCCGACAGAACACACGCAUAUACACGCAACCGAGCGAAUUAAUUAACAACACACGCGCGAGACCCACCAAAAUGUACACGACGCGACGGGGACGAGAGGAUGAUCGCCAAAUACCAAUAGUAAUAAUAACCCGAGGAUCGUCGGGACGAGAUCGAAGUCAAACGGGAUCUUGGAGGUCUCGUAGAUGAAGAAGUCGAUCGGGGGAAGAUCAAGCGGACCGACGAGUUUCCAACGAACUGAUCGUUGACAAAUGGCAAACAGAGCGUGCCAGAGUAAACAGAGAUAAUUCGACGGGGAUCGCAAUCUCGAUCGUUGAACACGUGAUUUCCGGGGAGGAGAUACGAUCGAAGAGGAUCCAAGACCCGAGUAAAAGUCGAGGACGACGAACACCUGCCAAGACGAACCUUUUCUCGUUUCCUCUCUUUAGAACCCUGUUUUCAAAUCUUCGCACCGUCAUCUCGAGGUUGUUCCCUCGUUCCCAUACAAUCAGAGUCGGCAGAGUUCUAACGAAUCGUUUCACGCCACGGGACGCGCCCUCCGCGUUUUCUCGCCUAAUUUAGGACCACAGGACGACGAACUCGCCGCAUCAGGUAGGUUUUUAAUCCCUCCAUAUUCAUUUAACAUUCGUUUCACCUCUCCGCCGUCGCCGAUUUUCUUUUUACACACAUCGUUUUUCGGCUCCGCGGUUCCGUUCGCGCCAGAGAAGUAUGUAUAGGGGAGGCAUUUUCAAAUUGUCUUACGCGUGUCCAUUUGCUUAUUCUAAGGACAAUUUGCUUGUGAUCGGUCUUGGUAAUUAUAAGUCUUUAGCAAACGUGCCUGUUUCUAUAUUAAUUAAUUAUGUAAAUAAGGGACUUCAUAACAGACCUUCACGAUUGCUACUAGUUGUAUAAGAACGUUUAAUUACCAUUAGCGUAUAAAUAUCUUGAAAAAUCGUCUGUGGGAAGUGAGAAUUAUUUUUUCUUGUUAUCUUUAAAUAUUAUAUAAAAAAAAGGAACAUAAAUUUCGUUCGAAAUUGUUUUAUGAUAUUUUGUACAAAACUUAUUAUCUGUUAAUGCUUGAAUUGCCGUGAAAUAUAUUGAAAAUUUAAGCAGAAUAAUAUUUUAGUCUUGCUCGAAUUGUCUUGACGACAGACAAAAAUGUUGCCUCUAUAUAUUUCUUCCAUCCAAGCCCUCGUUUAGUCGAAAUUUGUUUUCUCCUUCCUGCCACGUGUAAAAUUUUUGUUACUCAGAAUUCUACGUGUCUAUAUUAACUAUCAAAAUGGACUGUUAAUUGUAGUGGUGUCAAGGAAUAAUAAAAUUUCUAUGUUAAUUAUUAUAAAAAUUGUAUACUCAUAAAAACGCCUUCCGACGAAUAAGUUGUAUUAUUCAUUUUUGAUUAUGAAAUUAUAUUAAAACAAUUGUUUAUACCACUAUGAUUUGCAACCAUCCAUUUAUUUUUGUUUCUCGUCCAAAGAUAUUUUAAUCUGAUAGGCAAUUUGAUUUUUUAAAAAAUGAUUCCGGCCCACGAUUUUAUUUUGUCAACACCUCAUCUCCCUCUCCUUUUGCUAAUCGUUCAGUCGCAUCAUUUCGUAAAAACUAAGAUUAGAGAAUCAUCGACCGAUCAAUUAAUUAACGAGAAAAGAGCCUCGUCGCGUUAAACCAUACGAGAACUUGGAUUAAUCGGUCCCUCGACGAUUAUUAUCCAUGACAUAGCCUUUCUUAAUUAAAAAUAAUAAUCGUAACGUCAACGAGUCGAUUUUUGUAUCAAUUGUUAGAUCUUAAAUAAUAAACAAACUAAACGAGGAAAAAAAGAUUUACUAAUGAAUUG